AGUGUCAAACUCAUGUGGUCCGGUUGAGAGAUUCUGCACGUGUUGUACAAUUAAAAAUAAAAUAAUAAUUAAUUUUAUAUAUUAAGUAACAUACUUAUACCAUCAUGAAGGUCUUAUCGGAAGACAGAACUAGGAUACUGUUCGAAAAAUUAACUAAAUAUAUCGGAGUAAACGUAAAGCUGCUCAUAGACAGACCAGAUGGUACAUAUUGCUUUAGAGAGAAAAAGGACAGAGUUUAUUACAUUUCAGAAAGGCUUCUGCAACUAGCACAAACUGUGAAACCAGACCAUUUAAUUUCAGCGGGAACAUGUUUUGGAAAAUUUACAAAGACUAAUAAGUUUAGGUUACAUAUAACUGCAUUGACAUACAUUGCUCCAUACGCCCCAUUUAAGAUUUGGGUGAAGCCCUCCUCUGAGCAACAAUUUUUAUAUGGACACCAUGUUAUAAAGAGUGGUUUAGGUCGUAUAACAGAGAACACACCAAAACACCAAGGAGUAGUCAUAUACACAAUGUCGGACAUUCCCAUCGGAUUCGGAGUAGCCGCCCGUUCUACAACGGAAUGUAGGCACGCAGACCCACUGGCCACCAUUGCAUUCCAUCAAGCAGAUAUCGGUGAAUAUAUUAGAUCCGAGGACACUCUUACGUAGAUUAAAUGACAGUUAUUUCUAAA
Amyelois transitella is the source of this 670-nucleotide messenger RNA. RefSeq names its product 60S ribosome subunit biogenesis protein NIP7 homolog. The transcript has 3 exons. Gene Ontology annotation, molecular function: RNA binding. The coding region runs from base 105 to 647 and encodes 180 amino acids. Gene Ontology annotation, biological process: ribosomal large subunit biogenesis; ribosome assembly. Gene Ontology annotation, cellular component: nucleolus; preribosome, large subunit precursor; nucleus. The record is from RefSeq and is a predicted model, not a curated record. Lineage: Eukaryota; Metazoa; Arthropoda; Insecta; Lepidoptera; Pyralidae.